This is a messenger RNA of Haemonchus placei, 870 nucleotides long. Lineage: Eukaryota; Metazoa; Nematoda; Chromadorea; Rhabditida; Trichostrongylidae. The record is from the annotation of a GenBank genome assembly.
AUGGACUUCGAUUUCAAUUCGGAGUUCAUCAAGAAGUACUUCGGCGCAGAUAAAAAGAGGAGUAUCAACUAUCAUGCCUUCUGCCAGCUUCUACAUGACUUCUACGAAGAGCAAGGACAGCAGGCGUUCAAAAGGUACGAUAAGAAAGGAGAAGGUGUUAUCAGCUCAUUGGAUUUCCAACAUAUCAUGAAAACCGUCAAAGGUCAUCUACUGACAGAAUUCGUUUCCUACCCCUACUAUGCCGCAUUCAACAGCUUGUUGGCGAAAAUGGAGCUCAUCAAACGAGUUUACUUGAGCUUAGCCAGAGGUAAUUUGGACCUUGAAUUGACGAAGGAGGAAUUCUUGCAGGCCACUCAGAGCUAUGCUCAGAUCACUCCUUAUGAAAUCUAUCUUUAUUUUUUUAUAUUGAUUCAUUCGCCUGCUUUAUCCAUUUCAAAUGCCUACGUUCGAAUCUCAGGUCUAUUGGGUCUUUAUCGUGGUCUUUUACCGCAGAUCGUUGGAGUUGCUCCCGAAAAAGCUAUUAAACUAACAAUGAACGAUUUCGUCAGAGAUAAAUUCACAAAAGAAGGCAAGAUUCCAUUUUGGGCAGAAGUGUUGGCCGGUGGUUGUGCUGGAGGCAGUCAGGUAAUAUUCACGAAUCCAUUGGAAAUUGUGAAGAUUCGCCUUCAAGUCGCCGGCGAAAUUCAAUCAGCGCAAAAGGUGUGCUUUUUGACCACAUUUGCAACAUAUUCUCCUUGUAGUUUUCUUUUUGUUGUUAUGGCGUAUCUAGUAAGGUUCAAAUAUAGCCGUGGCAUCGUAAAAAGAGGUCCCACAGCGAAUCUUUGCAAAAGUUGGCUUCUUGGAAAAGUUGCUUCUGUGAUCAUUCAAUAA